AAUAAACGUAGCUGCAAAGCUCGUACUCAAACCUAUAGCGCAUCCCGAGAUUGUGUGAUCAAUCUGCGCAUUCUCCGAAAUACUAAUUAAAUCUAAAAGUUUUAAGCCCUACUGCGAUAUCAGCGAUGUCCGAGUCAUCCGUUAGCACGGCAUAUAUCUCAGCAUCUACCAAUCGCUUCAACCAUGCUGCAGAUGCCUCCACCUCAUCUCUGAUUGCCUGUGGAUCAGGCAAAUCAAUCGCUCUGUGGAACACUCAAGACACAGAUGGCAAAGGUGUCUUCCAGACACUGCCCGGUCACCAGGGCCUAGUAACCUGCGUUCGUUUUGUGGCUUCGGACACGUUUGCUAGUGCGGAUGACAAGGGGACAGUCCGCUACUGGAGAUUAUUUGGGACAGAGUGGAGGACCACCGUGAGCAUGCAAGCUCACCAACAACCCAUCUCUGUACUUCGCACGUUCGACAAAAUCCUGCUUACCGGAAGUUCAGACUCUUCCAUCAAAAUCUGGGAGGUGCAACGCGGUGAUGUCAAUGAUGAGGUGAAGGAGCUCCAAACCAUCUCUCUUCAAGGGUAUUAUCCUUUGUCCCUAGCACUCGCAUUUCUGCCAUCUUCUGAAGCGAUAAUACUUGCUAUUGGCGGAACCGACCGCAAAGUUCACAUCUGGACGCGCUCUGACGGACCAUUUAUUCGUUCAGUCACCCUGUCUGGACAUGAAGACUGGAUACGUGCACUGGCAUUCCGAGCUCCAUCAACUCCAAAUGAUCCUCUCGUGCUCGCCUCAGGCUCACAAGACGGAACCAUCCGACUUUGGAAUGUGGAAUCCUUCAUUAAAAUGCAGGCCCAGUCACAGACUCAUACAAAAGACUCGGGAGACGAUCUCAGUGACGAUCUCCUGGACGCAUUUGAAGCUUCACUAGGAGAUCUGGGUGCAGACGCAGAGGAGGGCGGCAGACAGAUUUCACUUAAACGGCAUAUUCUUACCGUCAAAUCGAGUUCUGGGACGCAACAAUACUCUAUCACAUUCGAUGCUCUCCUGAUCGGCCACGAGGCAGGAGUUACGUCGCUUUCUUGGUCUCCUUCGAAUAUGACACUGCUAUCUACGUCAACGGACUCCUCUCUCAUCCUAUGGGCCCCUAGCUCGAUCGUCUCCACUGCAUAUUCUUCAUCGACAUCAUCUAUCUGGAUUAAUAUACAACGCUUCGGUGACGUGGGAGGUCAACGUCUCGGCGGCUUUAUUGGAGGUCUUUGGUCCAACAAUGGCACCGAAGCCAUGGCAUGGGGUUGGAGUGGAGGCUGGCGACGGUGGCGUCGCAUCGCAAGUGAUAGCCACGGUGGAACAGCUGGCGAGGAGUGGGAAGAGGUCGGUGCGAUCAGCGGCCACAGCGGUGCAGUAAAGGGCCUCGACUGGAGCCCAAAAGGAGAAUAUCUGGUAUCUGUGGGGCUGGACCAGACAACGCGCAUUCAUGGUGCUAUUACAUCCUCUGCCCCUGAGCAGAGCGUUUGGCAUGAGCUGUCACGCCCUCAGGUACAUGGCUAUGACCUAAUGGGUGCAGCAUGGCUCGGUCCUUGGACUUUUGCGAGCGUUGCCGAUGAGAAGGUCGCACGAGUAUUUGAAGCUCCACGAAAUUUCGUCGAGGAGGUUCGGGUACUGGAAGUAAAGGAUCUAGCCGAGAGCGAUGGUGAUAGACCGGCGACGGCUAGUGUGCCUCCUCUUGGGCUGUCGAACAAGGCUGUCGGUGAUGCACCUUCAGAACUGGACAUAAGCAGACCUCGCAGGCGCCCUUUUGAGGGAGAGCUGGCGUCCAUCACCCUCUGGCCCGAAAUAGAAAAAGUCUUUGGGCAUGGGUAUGAGUCAAUCACAAUUUCAGCUUCUAACUCGCUUGGCCUUCUUGCGACUGCUUGCCGUGCAACCUCACCGCAGCAUGCCGUUGUUCGCGUGUACACCACAGCUGGCUACCAGCCAUUUGGUGCCCCUCUCGAAGGUCAUAGCCUGACAGUCACACGCAUAGCAUUCAGCCCACCAGACGAUAAGUAUGUCCUCACUGUAAGUCGUGAUCGAACGUGGAGGCUAUUCGAGAAGAAAGAAAAUGGUUAUUUGCCCAUAGCCGCAGAUAAAUCUCACGGAAGAAUCAUAUGGGAUUGCGCAUGGAGCUGCGAAGGCGACCUUUUUGCUACCGCGUCUCGCGAUAAGACCGUAAAAAUAUGGAAGCAGGACUCGGACUCUGCUCGAUGGGGAGCCAUCACGACAAUGAAAUUUGAAGAAGCAGCAACCGCUGUCGCUUUUUGUUCUGCCGGUGCUGAUGCGCAAAAACGCUGGCUUGCGGUUGGAUUAGAGACAGGAGAGAUUAAGAUAUAUUCGAACUUGAUGUCCACACCAGGUCAGUGGACACCAGUGUUGACCAUCAACUCAAAUUUGGCACAUGUUGAUCAGAUCAACCACUUGGCAUGGAGAGCAACUGACAACCCAUCGAGGAAGCAGCUGGCGUCCUGCAGCGAAGAUGGUACACUGAAAGUAUUGAUUGUCCAAUUUGAAGUAGAUUAAAGUACGUUGAUAGACACACUAAGCUCCACAGUAGAAAAUCGACAUAGAGAAUGGACAUAAAACACAGUAAGCCGAUUCGCAAGGAAAACGUAGUGAAGACAAGAAUGAAAAGACUGCUAUACAGUGGUCAGUGUCGAGAAGACUGGAUACCAAGUAGUGAUGGAAACAGUGUCAGUACGGAAACAUCUGAGUUGAUAACGCUAAAGGAAUGCCAUAUAUAGGGGUAUAAAACAGAAUUGCGCCAUGGCAGGGCACCUGCCUGGGUAAGUGAUACGUUAGCAGGUAUAACAACACAUCGGAAAGUGACUAAAGCAGGGCCCGUGAAAAUAGAGAUACAUGAACGCCAAGCGCGUGUUUAGAUGAUAUCGCGAAGACUCAGUGGGACUUCAGGCUGUCGAA
This is a messenger RNA of Suillus clintonianus, 2939 nucleotides long. RefSeq names its product WD40-repeat-containing domain protein. NCBI's taxonomy places the organism in Eukaryota, Fungi, Basidiomycota, Agaricomycetes, Boletales, Suillaceae. Gene Ontology annotation, molecular function: protein binding. The transcript is spliced from 15 exons. The record is from RefSeq and is a predicted model, not a curated record. The coding region runs from base 126 to 2540 and encodes 804 amino acids. Gene Ontology annotation, biological process: tRNA wobble uridine modification. Gene Ontology annotation, cellular component: elongator holoenzyme complex.